This is a messenger RNA of Armigeres subalbatus, 1028 nucleotides long. Its product is annotated as protein tumorous imaginal discs, mitochondrial-like. Lineage: Eukaryota; Metazoa; Arthropoda; Insecta; Diptera; Culicidae. The record is from RefSeq and is a predicted model, not a curated record. Gene Ontology annotation, biological process: negative regulation of apoptotic process; mitochondrion organization. The transcript is spliced from 3 exons. Gene Ontology annotation, cellular component: mitochondrion. The coding region runs from base 179 to 553 and encodes 124 amino acids.
CUUCUCAGAGUUUUAGGCUUUACUCACUAUUGCGUUAUAUUGUUUUCGAACCGUCAAACAGUUUGAAAAAUAUUCGCGAAAAAGUCUCGUAUUUUUAAAAAGUUUUUCAGUUUUGUUGUUAAUUUGAUGUGGUGCGCAGAGCAGAUGCACAGAGCUGGUGGUGGUAAUCUGGUUGUGCAUGUCCCCAAGAAUUCUCGCAGAACUGGCAGUUCCGCUGCACGAUCGAUCCGGACUAGUUGGUUCGAAAAAUGGGUCCGCGGUGUCAACAAACAUGGUGGAUAUGUGCCCUAAAUGUAAGAUCUUGCGAUCCAAGCACCAAGACCGGAAUGUGCCAGUACUGCGACAGAUGUACAUUAAAUAUCCAUGCCUGAACUGCGCCUGCAACGGGCAGGUGGUUCAGCAGAAGCGGGUGACCAUCCCAGUGCCGGCUGGCGUUGAUGAUGGACAGACGGUACGAAGCAAGGAGCUGUCCAUUACAUUCAACGUAUGGAAGAGUCGCUACUUCCGCCGACACGUUUCAUCUAAUUCUUCAACAAAUUCCACAUCAUCGUAACUCUCCAGGUCUUCAUCGUGCACAUCGAAAUCAACGUCUCCUUUUUCAGUGAGGAUAAGUUUGCUUAGCGCCCGAAAGAUGAUUGUUCUAGCGACUUAACCACACGAUGAAACCGGUUCUCAGAUCAGAUUAUAAGAAAGAUCAACUCGGAGGAUCGAAGUUAUAUUUCAUCCUCGGCGUUGCACGGGUCUUCGUAUGGUACGUGUAUUACACCAGAAAAUUCCCCACCAGCUGCAACUAGAACGAAAUACAUCACUGAAGAGGCAGAGACGAGCAGCUCAAACUCAACGACCUCAGAAGAACUCUUUCGACGACGCUUAAAACGUGUAUGGUUACCGGAAAUUGAUAUUACAACUAUAUUUUCAACUAUGCUAACUAAUGUGUUGUUUAGUCUAGGAAUGCAAGGAACGGUUGUUGAUGAUUAUUUGAAUGCAAUGUUAGAGCGAAACAAAAAUGUGCUGUACCUAACCCAUCC